AUGCGAGAGCAAAAGUUGUUCGCGAACCUCAAGAAGUGUUUUUUCGCAGCGAACGAAAUACCAUUUCUUGGCUGCAUCGUGGGUAAAAACGGCGUACGCCCUGAUCCGGAAAAGAUCAAAGCGAUUAGCAAAUGGCCUGUGCCAAUCGACGUCAAGGGACUUCGUAAGUUCAUUAAAUUAGCGGCGUACUUGCGCAAGUACUCGGGCGACUACGCCGACUUCGAGUCUGCCCAAACGGAGGAGCUGAGUAAAGGCUGGCUCGCGGAAAGUGUUGUUAAGUUGCUGCAAGGAGUGCACGGAACCACCCGUCUAGCUCAGUUGGUAGAGCGCUGGCCUUUUAAGCCAGUGGUCGUGGGGUGGAGCCCCACGGGGGUGUCACCCUCUUUCAACUCGUGCGCUGCCACGCCGCACGUGCUUCACACAGUCUUUACCACGCACGGUUGCCACUAUGGUGUUGUUAAGUUGCUGCAAGGUGUGCACGGAACCACCCGUCUAGCUCAGUUGGUAGAGCGCUGGCCUUUUAAGCCAGUGGUCGUGGGUUCGAGCCCCACGGGGGGUGUCACCCUCUUUCAACUCGUGCGCUGCCACGCCGAUGUUGCAAUGAACACGGUGAUGGAGUGGUUAAGCUUCUUUCAAUCGAAUCCGUUCGGUGUGGAUUCGAGUCCGCCCGGACGGAGGAGCCGACACGUGCUUCACACAGUCUUUACCACGCACGGUUGCCACUAUGGUGUUGUUAAGUUGCUGCAAGGUGUGCACGGAACCACCCGUCUAGCUCAGUUGGUAGAGCGCUGGCCUUUUAAGCCAGUGGUCGUGGGUUCGAGCCCCACGGGGGUGUCACCCUCUUUCAACUCGUGCGCUGCCACGCCGCACGUGCUUCACACAGUCUUUACCACGCACGGUUGCCAGUAUAGUGUUGUUAAGUUGCUGCAAGGAGUGCACGGAACCACCCGUCUAGCUCAGUUGGUAGAGCGCUGGCCUUUUAAGCCAGUGGUCGUGGGUUCGAGCCCCACGGGGGGUGUCACCCUCUUUCAACUCGUGCGCUGCCACGCCGAUGUUGCAAUGAACACGGUGAUGGAGUGGUUAAGCUUCUAUCAAUCGAAUCCGUACGUUGUGGAUUCGAGUCCGCCCGGACGGAGGAGCCGAGUAAAGGCUGACUCGUAG
Molecule: messenger RNA, 1161 nt
Organism: Peronospora matthiolae
Lineage: Eukaryota; Oomycota; Peronosporomycetes; Peronosporales; Peronosporaceae
Source: the annotation of a GenBank genome assembly